This is a messenger RNA of Porites evermanni, 296 nucleotides long. Lineage: Eukaryota; Metazoa; Cnidaria; Anthozoa; Scleractinia; Poritidae. The record is from the annotation of a GenBank genome assembly.
AGGCACAGCGUAUCUAGGACAGGCACAGCGUAUCUAGGACAGGCACAGCGUAUCGAGGACAGGUACGGCGCAUCGAGGACAACCACAUCGUGUUGAGGAAAAGCACAGUGUAUCGAGGACAGGCCUAGCGUAUCUAGGACAGGCACAGCGUAUCGAGGACAGGUACGGCGUAUCGAGGACAACCACAUCGUAUUGAGGAAAAGCACAGUGUAUCGAGGACAGGCCUAGCGUAUCUAGGACAGGCACAGCGUAUCGAGGACAGGUACGGAGUAUCGAGGACAACCACAUCGUAUUGA